AUGUCCACGACCGUCUCGCCGCCGCCCAACCCUUUGGGCGAUGCCCCGGCGGAAUCCGGCACCUCCAGCUCCAACUUCACGCUGCUGUACAUCAUCAUCGCGGUCCUCGCCGGCGUGAUACUCUACAUGGCCUUCCGCCUUGGCCAGUCGGUCCUGGCCGAGUGGCGCCGGCUCCAGGCAGGCGGCCACGCCGAGGCCGAGGCGUCCGGGACGACGCUCGGGCUUAGCGUGGACGACAUCGCCGCGCUGCCCACGUUCACGUACCGGGCGCGGGCCGCGUCGGCGUCGCCGCACGGUGGCGGGAGGAGCAGCAGUAAGGGGCGGACGCCUGGCCGCGCGGUGGAGUGCGUCGUGUGCCUGCAGGAGAUGGAGGACGGCGACGUCGUGCGCGUGCUGCCCGCGUGCAGGCACUUCUUCCACGGCGGCUGCAUCGACGCCUGGCUGCGCGCGCACUCGACGUGUCCCGUGUGCCGCGCGCACCCGGAGCCCAAGCGUGCGCGGCUGGCCGAGGCGGCCAUGUCCCCGCCGCUGCCGCAGCUGCGACGAUGCGGCGUGUCGCCUGAGCGGCCCACGGCAUCGAGGGUCCUGGCGGACAUCCUGGCGCGGUCGCCGUUGAGAAACAGCUGCUCCUGCUCGACAAGUGGAUUUGGGGAUAACAUCAUCGUCUCGAAAUCACCAUCGCCAAGGCUUCACACUGGGUCGAGGACUCCGUCUCGGACGCCGCAUGUGUAUGCCAGGGUGGACGAUACAUGCUCAAAGUCACCGCCUCCGGGGGUGUCUGAAAUCGUGGUUGUCCCAUCCAAGCCGCCGUCGCCGAUGAGGUUCAGCUCAAGCAGGCAGUUGUCGGCGAGGAGCGUUGGAACAUUGGAAAGCAUAGAGGUGAUCGCAUCAGCAUCAACGUCACCGGUGCCAAUUAGAGAGGACGGUGGUGGUUCCAUGUCGAACUCGCAGUAG
Molecule: messenger RNA, 954 nt
Organism: Miscanthus lutarioriparius
Lineage: Eukaryota; Viridiplantae; Streptophyta; Magnoliopsida; Poales; Poaceae
Source: the annotation of a GenBank genome assembly